Messenger RNA from Harpegnathos saltator (Jerdon's jumping ant), 2683 nucleotides. It is a transcript of the gene CarT, whose product is annotated as Carcinine transporter. Bases 220 to 2313 code for a protein of 697 amino acids. Lineage: Eukaryota; Metazoa; Arthropoda; Insecta; Hymenoptera; Formicidae. Gene Ontology annotation, biological process: transmembrane transport. Gene Ontology annotation, molecular function: transmembrane transporter activity. The transcript is spliced from 11 exons. The record is from RefSeq and is a predicted model, not a curated record. Gene Ontology annotation, cellular component: membrane.
GAGAGAGAGAGGGAGGGAGGAAAAGAGAGAGAGAGAGAGAGAGAGAGAAAAAUCGUUCUCGCGUUUUCACCGUGAAGAGAACACCGGCAAGAAGAUGCGCGUUGCAUCGGUCGAAUCGUCGUCCAUUGGGUGGAGAGGCUAAUGCACGUCACGUGACGACGCCUUUGUAGGGUAUCAUCGGGGCUUUCGAUAUCGUGAGACGAGGCCGAAGUUCACGAAAUGGAGCGGCAAGAUGAUAAUGACUCGACGCAGCCAAAUCACGCGGCAGACCGUAAGGUCGCGAAGGAUGACGGUGCUUUCGAUCUGGACGAUCUCUGGUCGGUCGUCGGCGAAUUCGGUCGUUACCAGAAGCAGCUGCUCUGGCUGGUUUGUCUGCCGGCGUGCCUGCCUUGCGGCUUUUGCGCCUUCAAUCAGCUGUUCAUGGCAGACACCCCGCCGCACUGGUGCAAAGUGCCGGGCCUGGAAGACUUGGACGCCGCUCGCAGAAGGCGGCUCGCCAUUCCUGCGAUUCAGGUGCGCCGGUCGUCGACGGCGACCAGGAGCUUUCGUAGAUACGGCACCGCUCGUACGACCUUGAGAUGCACCUACCGGUUAUACGUUGCCUCGCCGCUUCCUCAUUUGCGGCCUCGACACGCCGUAUCAACGUACCUGCUCUGUCACACUGUAUUAGCGCUAAAUGAUGACAACGAGACGUACAGCCAGUGCACGCGAUAUGAUGUCGACUGGACGACGGAGAACCACUCCGUCGUAACGACGUACCCGUCCGCGCCCAACGCGUCGUGGUCCAUCGUGCCCUGCGACCAUGGCUGGGAGUACGAGACCUCCGAGGUCAUAUCGUCCAUCGUCAUCGACUUUGAUCUUGUGUGCGGUCGGGCGAUUUAUCCGACGAUCGGUUUGGUGGCUCUUAAUACAGGAGGCCCCAUAGGAGUGUAUUUGUUCGGUACACUAAAUGACAGAAUUGGGAGAAGAUUGUCCUUUUUUACGUGUUUGGCGACCUUAAUAACUGGAGGAUUUUUAACAUCGAUAUCAAAUAACUUUUGGACUUGGGCUGCUACACGUGUUAUCGUCGGCUUAACGAUACCGGCUAUUUAUCAAAUACCAUUCAUUAUCUCUUUGGAACUAGUCGGACCAAAUUAUCGUUCAUUCGUAACGGUCAUGACUUGUACUUUCUACACAAUGGGUCUUUGCAUGUUAGCAGGCGUUACUUAUCUGAUUCGCGAUUGGCGAUCACUCGCCGUAACUACGAGUGCACCUUUCCUGAUUUAUUUUCUCUACUGGUGGUUCUUGCCGGAAUCACCGCGAUGGUUGCUGGCGAAGGGUCGCCUCGGCGAGGCUAACGAUAUUCUUGAAACUUUGGCGCGAGUGAAUGGUAAAGAACUUCCGUUGUCAUUCACGCAGAAGCUCCGUCAGCGCAUGACGAUGUCGAGAUCAAAGAGCGAGGAAGAGAGAUUACGAGCUGGUCCCGGUGUUCUCUCGCUAUUUAGAACGCCGAACAUGCGCCUUAAAACGUGCCUUAUUACUUUAAACUGGUUCGCCAACAACAUGGUGUAUGUCGGCCUUUCCUAUUACGGGCCGGCUCUGGGGAACGAGGAACAUCUGAGCUUCCUGUUCUCUUCCCUCGCCGAGAUCCCCAGUUACAUGGCGUGUUGGGUUGUAAUGGAUCGAUGGGGCCGCCGGUGGCCGCUUUGCUUGUGCAUGGUGGUGGCUGGAGUGUCGUGCAUCGCUACGGUGUUGCUUUCGUCCGAUGCCGUGCUGGAGACUCUGAUACUGUUCCUCGUGUCCAAGUCGGCGAUAUCGGCGUCUUUUCUAAUUAUUUAUCCCUUCGCCGGGGAACUUUACCCCACUCAGUUGCGCGGGAUUGCCAUUGGCUUCUCUGCGUACAUCAGCGGCCUCGGACUCAUCAUCAUACCCUUCGUGACGUAUCUCGGAAAAGAUAAUCUUGUCUUGCCUCUGGUCAUCUUAGGCAUGGUCUCAGUAAUUGGGGGCUUGUCUGGCCUGCGGUUACCGGAAACAUUGCACCACCGUCUGCCGCAGACAGUGGAGGAAGGAGAAUUGUUCGGCAAGGAUUGGACGUGCGCCGAUUGCAUUCGUUGCAUUCCCACAAAACCUUCGUCGAUUGCGUCGUACGAGGAUCUAUCGGCACGAGAAACCGUUGAGAUGCACGAAGUGCCUGAAAUGCCGCUUGCUUCGUCUAUUUUAGAGGAACAACAACGGCCGAGCACGGCGAGCGUUCGCCGUUUGAUUCGUCAGUCCAGCGUGAUGGAUACGCAACGCGAUUCCGACGGAACCAUGAAGAUGACAUAUUGGUUUUAACGUGAAUCGCUUCAUAUUUCAAGCAAAAUAAGGUCCAAUGUAUCUUCUUUUUCGUUUUUAACUUGGAUAGUUUGUAUAUCUGUUAAGUAUAUGUCGAUUGAUUCCAUUCCACUUCUUUACGUGGAAAAAAAUCCGGAAAACGGUCGAGGUGAGGAAAUUCUAUUUCGCUGUUUCAAGUUUGUAUUUAACGAUGUAUUUAUAUACAUGUACAUAAGUAUAAAAAAAUAAUUCUAUUAAAUAAAUUCUAUUUUAAUAAAAAAGAAAACAAAUGUCUGAUGAGGAGAUAUAUCAGCUUACUUGUGUCAUGAUAUCUGUACCGCAUUGAUCAAUAAACCUUCGUUAUCCUCGAUAACGAGCACGUUAACAGAAU